Varroa destructor (honeybee mite) is the source of this 1336-nucleotide messenger RNA. It is a transcript of the gene ND-23, whose product is annotated as NADH dehydrogenase (ubiquinone) 23 kDa subunit. Gene Ontology annotation, biological process: mitochondrial electron transport, NADH to ubiquinone; mitochondrial respiratory chain complex I assembly. The record is from RefSeq and is a predicted model, not a curated record. Gene Ontology annotation, cellular component: respiratory chain complex I; membrane. Gene Ontology annotation, molecular function: 4 iron, 4 sulfur cluster binding; NADH dehydrogenase activity. NCBI's taxonomy places the organism in Eukaryota, Metazoa, Arthropoda, Arachnida, Mesostigmata, Varroidae.
GCGUCCCAGACAUGCGCUAAUAAUCGAGGUUUGACAAUAACAAUGAAGAUGUCCGGGCUGACUCGAACCGUUCUUCGAACCAAUGGCGGGUUUUCUGCGGGCACGCGAGGUUUUAAGCGUUCAUCACCACUAACAGGAAAAGGUGAAUUUAAGAACGUUAACAAUGAGCAUGUUCAAGAAGACAUGUCGUGGAACGCAAUCACAGAUCGUGCCGCCACUCAGUUCUUUUUUAGCGAAAUCAUACGUGGCUUGGGUGUCACCAUUGGCAGUAUCUUCAAAGAGCCCGCAACUAUCAAUUACCCGUUUGAAAAGGGUCCGUUGUCGCCGCGUUUUCGUGGUGAACAUGCACUUCGACGCUACCCAAGCGGCGAGGAGCGUUGUAUCGCUUGCAAGCUGUGUGAAGCCAUCUGUCCAGCACAAGCAAUCACUAUUGAGGCGGAAGAGCGUGCUGAUGGAAGUCGACGCACAACGAGGUACGACAUCGAUAUGACCAAGUGCAUUUAUUGCGGUUUCUGUCAAGAGGCAUGCCCAGUUGACGCUAUUGUUGAAGGGCCCAAUUUCGAAUACUCAACUGAGACGCAUGAAGAGCUCCUGUACAACAAAGAGAAACUCCUUAGCAACGGCGAUAAGUGGGAGCCCGAGAUUCAGGCGAACAUCCAGGCCGAUUAUUUGUACCGCUAGGACAAACAUCUUAGUCAAUAACAAUUUUUAGAUGGUUAUAUGAUAAUGAGAACCAUGAGCCUAAACUUUAAUUGUGGCGCAAUCAAAUAGAGAGCUACCCGAAAAACCGCUCGGCGCUGCGUACAUUGUCAAUGAUAGAAAGUUAAAGAAUAUCUGAAACUAAUGAAAUCGGAAAACAAAAACCUGGGUUGCUGAAUUCAGCGUCAAAAAUGUAUUUAACUGUCAUGAACAGUCUUUAUCUAGGAAAAACCGAUGAUACAUUGCUCCGUGUCAUGACAUUUCAAUACGUAAUAGCCGGUUUUGCCACAGCGCAAGCGCUGUAAUGCACUCUCUUGCGUUCCGAUUCUCAAUGCGUGUUGUGUUAUUGAAAAUUUAUGGCCCUUACACUGGCAUUUAGUCUCGAGCACCACCUAGGAUCCUUCUGAAAUCAAUAGAUUAGAAUGACUUAUGCCGCGUGACGUUUUGUAGGGAAAUCCUGCUUUGGGAAACCGGGGCGUCAUUAAUCGAAUAAGCAAGCUUUAUUGAGGAACGAAUUUAAUCGAGACCAGAUGAUAACUAGUGAAUCUAUCUUUCAAUAUCUCUUGCAGAAAAUCCACAUUAUCUGUUGUUUAGUGAUAUUAUAUAAUAAACAACAAAGAAUACAAACCCAAGUUAA